CGGGCGGCCCCCGACCGCGGCUGACUGCAGCGCACACGACCGCGACCCUGCUCGGCGGCCGGACCCCCAGGACCCCCAGCGCCAAGCCCGCGGCCCCGCAGCCUCCCAGGCCCCCUCUGCGCGGCGCCGUCCGCCUCCAGCUCCCGGCAAGGACCCGGCUCGCAGCCGCCUUCCUCGCCCGCCGCCCCCAGACCCCCGGCUCGGUGCGCGGCCGAGAGCGCGCGGCAGCGCCAUGGCCAAAGGCACGGCGAUCGGCAUCGACCUGGGCACGACCUACUCGUGCGUGGGCGUGUUCCAGCACGGCAAGGUGGAGAUCAUCGCCAACGACCAGGGCAACCGCACGACGCCCAGCUACGUGGCCUUCACCGACACGGAGCGGCUGAUCGGCGACGCGGCCAAGAACCAGGUGGCGCUGAACCCGCAGAACACCGUGUUCGACGCGAAGCGGCUGAUCGGCCGCAAGUUCGGCGACCCGGUGGUGCAGGCCGACAUGAAGCACUGGCCGUUCCAGGUGGUGAGCGAGGGCGACAAGCCCAAGGUGCAGGUGAGCUACAAGGGCGAGAGCAAGGCGUUCUACCCGGAGGAGAUCUCGUCCAUGGUGCUGAGCAAGAUGAAGGAGAUCGCCGAGGCGUACCUGGGCCAGCCGGUGAGCAACGCGGUGAUCACGGUGCCGGCCUACUUCAACGACUCGCAGCGGCAGGCCACGAAGGACGCGGGGGUGAUCGCGGGGCUGAACGUGCUGCGCAUCAUCAACGAGCCCACGGCGGCCGCCAUCGCCUACGGGCUGGACCGCAGCGGCAAGGGCGAGCGCAACGUGCUCAUCUUCGACCUGGGCGGGGGCACGUUCGACGUGUCGGUGCUGACGAUCGACGACGGCAUCUUCGAGGUGAAGGCCACGGCGGGCGACACGCACCUGGGCGGCGAGGACUUCGACAACCGGCUGGUGGGCCACUUCGUGGAGGAGUUCAAGCGGAAGCACAAGAAGGACCUGAGCGGGAACAAGCGCGCGGUGCGGCGGCUGCGCACGGCGUGCGAGCGCGCCAAGAGGACCCUGUCGUCCAGCACGCAGGCCAACCUGGAGAUCGACUCGCUGUUCGAGGGCAUCGACUUCUACACGUCCAUCACCAGGGCGCGGUUCGAGGAGCUGUGCUCGGACCUGUUCCGCGGCACGCUGGAGCCCGUGGAGAAGGCGCUGCGCGACGCCAAGCUGGACAAGGCGCAGAUCCACGACGUGGUGCUGGUGGGCGGCUCCACGCGCAUCCCCAAGGUGCAGAAGCUGCUGCAGGACUUCUUCCACGGGCGCGACCUCAACAAGAGCAUCAACCCGGACGAGGCGGUGGCCUACGGGGCGGCGGUGCAGGCGGCCAUCCUGAUGGGCGACCAGUCGGAGAAGGUGCAGGACCUGCUGCUGCUCGACGUGGCGCCGCUGUCGCUGGGGCUGGAGACGGCGGGCGGCGUGAUGACGCCGCUGAUCAAGCGCAACUCCACCAUCCCCACCAAGCAGACGCAGGUGUUCACCACCUACUCGGACAACCAGCCCGGCGUGCUGAUCCAGGUGUACGAGGGCGAGCGGGCCAUGACGCGCGACAACAACCUGCUGGGGCGCUUCGAGCUCAGCGGCAUCCCGCCGGCGCCGCGCGGCGUGCCGCAGAUCGAGGUCACCUUCGACAUCGACGCCAACGGCAUCCUGCACGUCACGGCCACCGACAAGAGCACGGGCAAGGCCAACAAGAUCACCAUCACCAACGACAAGGGCCGCCUGAGCAAGGAGCAGAUCGAGCGCAUGGUGCAGGAGGCCGAGAAGUACAAGGCCGAGGACGAGGUGCAGCGCGAGCGCGUGGCGGCCAAGAACGCGCUCGAGUCCUACGCCUUCCACGUGAAGAGCGCCGUGGAGGACGACGGGCUCAAGGGCAAGAUCAGCGAGGCGGACAAGCGGCGGGUGCUGGACAAGUGCCAGGAGGUCAUCUCCUGGCUGGACGCCAACACCCUGGCCGACAAGGACGAGUUCGAGCACAAGCGGAAGGAGCUGGAGCAGGUGUGCAACCCGGUCAUCAGCGGGCUCUACCAGGGUGCGGGCGGCCCCGGGGCCGGGGCCGGCGGGGGCUUCGGGGCUGCGGGCGCCAGGGGCGGCCCUGGGUCCGGGCCCACCAUCGAGGAGGUCGAUUAGGGACAUUUCCUUUAUUUCACUAAUUUGCGAUAUAACUGGGACUGAAAGACUUUACUGUUGUCCUUUUUUACUUAAGUCACCCGUCUACUUGGUAAGUUGCUUUUAAAGUUAUAACUUGAUAGUAAUUAGCUCUUCUUUGUUAUUAGUUCGUUGUAACCUAGAUAUUCGUUGGAGUUUUUGUAGUUAAUCUAAGUUUGUACUGUAAGAUUGUCUUCUUCCUCUCAAAUGAAUCAAUACUGCCACCGUCUGUACAACUUUGCUUUGUAAAUCAUCACAGUGUAGGGAUGCUUAUUUUUAUAUUUUGUUUAUUCAGCUAUGAUUAAUAAAAUACUGAAAAUGUU
Molecule: messenger RNA, 2508 nt
Organism: Lepus europaeus (European hare)
Lineage: Eukaryota; Metazoa; Chordata; Mammalia; Lagomorpha; Leporidae
Product: heat shock 70 kDa protein 1B
Exons: 1
Coding region: 233-2167 (644 amino acids)
Biological process (GO): protein refolding; cellular response to unfolded protein
Cellular component (GO): vesicle; cytoplasm; blood microparticle
Molecular function (GO): misfolded protein binding; ATP-dependent protein folding chaperone; ATP binding
Source: RefSeq, a predicted model, not a curated record